UUUUUUUUUCAAGUUGCUUGAUCUUUCCUGAUAUUAUCCUGAAUUUUUGUUCAUGGAUUAAAUAACUUUACAAAUUAUAAUACUGUGGUAGAAACAAACUCAGAUUCAGAUGAUGAAGACAAACUCCAUAUUGUGGAAGAAGAAAGCAUCACAGAUGCAGCCGACUGUGAAGGCGGCGUGCCAGACGAUGACCUGCCCUCAGACCAGACAGUGUUGCCCGGGAGUAGCGCGAGAGAAGGGAGUGCAAAGAGCUGCUGGGAGGACGAUGCAGGAAAGGAAGGACAAGAAAUCCUGGGGCCAGAAGCUCGGGCAGAUGAAGUGGGAUGUGCAGUAAAAGAUGAUGAAUGCGACUCAGAUGCAGAAAAUGAACAAAACCAUGAUCCUAACGUUGAAGAGUUCCUGCAACAACAAGAUACUGCAGUCAUCUACCCCGAGGCACCCGAGGACGACCAGAGGCAGGGCACGCCGGAGGCCAGCGGGCAUGACGAAAACGGAACACCAGAUGCAUUUUCCCAGUUGCUCACCUGUCCGUAUUGUGACAGAGGAUAUAAACGCUUUACCUCUCUGAAAGAACACAUUAAGUAUCGCCACGAGAAGAAUGAAGACAACUUCAGCUGCUCCCUGUGCAGCUACACGUUUGCAUACAGAACCCAGCUCGAGCGCCACAUGACCUCCCACAAAUCAGGACGAGAGCAGAGACAUGUGACGCAGUCUGGGGGUAAUCGUAAAUUCAAGUGCACUGAAUGUGGAAAAGCUUUCAAAUACAAACACCAUCUAAAAGAGCACUUAAGAAUCCACAGUGGAGAGAAGCCAUAUGAAUGCCCAAACUGCAAGAAACGUUUUUCCCAUUCUGGUUCCUACAGCUCACACAUAAGCAGUAAGAAAUGUAUCAGCCUGAUGCCUGUGAACGGGCGGCCAAGAACAGGGCUCAAGACCUCGCAGUGUUCCUCACCCUCCCUCUCAGCCUCUCCGGGCAGUCCCACGCGACCACAGAUGCGGCAGAAGAUAGAGAACAAGCCCCUUCAAGAGCAACUUCCCGUAAACCAGAUUAAAACUGAACCUGUGGAUUAUGAGUUCAAACCCAUAGUGGUUGCUUCAGGAAUCAACUGUUCAGCCCCUCUACAGAACGGGGUUUUCAGUGGUGGUGGCCCCUUACAGGCAACCAGUUCUCCUCAGGGUGUGGUGCAGGCCGUUGUUCUGCCAACGGUGGGUUUGGUGUCCCCCAUCAGCAUCAAUUUAAGUGAUAUUCAGAAUGUACUUAAAGUGGCGGUAGAUGGUAACGUCAUCAGGCAAGUUUUGGAGAAUAAUCAAGCCAAUCUUGCAUCCAAAGAACAAGAAACAAUCAAUGCUUCAUCCAUCCAGCAAGGCGGCCAUUCUGUUAUUUCAGCCAUCAGUCUUCCUCUGGUUGAUCAAGAUGGAACAACCAAAAUCAUCAUUAACUACAGUCUUGAACAACCUAGCCAACUUCAAGUUGUUCCUCAGAAUUUGAAAAAAGAAACCCCAGUCCCUACCAACAAUUGCAAAAGUGAAAAGUUACCAGAAGAUCUUACUGUUAAGUCUGAAAAGGACAAAAGCUUUGAAGGGGGAGGGAAUGACAGCACUUGCCUCCUGUGUGACGACUGUCCCGGGGACAUCAAUGCACUUCCGGAGCUAAAGCACUAUGACCUGAAGCAGCCCGCCCAGCCCCCUCCGCCCCCCACCCCAGAAGCUGCCAAGCCCGAGGCCUCCGUUCCAUCGGGGUCCGGAGAUGGCAGUUUGUCUCCCAGUCAGCCACCUUUAAAGAACCUCUUGUCUCUUCUGAAAGCAUAUUAUGCUUUGAACGCACAGCCAAGUGCAGAAGAGCUCUCAAAAAUUGCUGAUUCCGUGAACCUACCACUGGAUGUAGUGAAAAAGUGGUUUGAAAAGAUGCAAGCAGGACAGAUCUCAGUGCAGUCUUCUGAACCAUCUUCCCCGGAACCAGGCAAAGCCAACACCCCUGCCAAGAGCGAUGAUCAGCCUCAGGCUGCAGAUGCAGAUGAAGCCCAGGACAGCACAGGGAACCGCCAGAGCCCUCUGAAGAGAGCUAGCUCUCCCGUCUUACCAGGGGGCUCGGCCGUCAAUGGUUCCAGAAGCAGCGCCUCCUCCCCUUCCCCACUGAACCUCUCUUCCUCCAGAAGCGCACAGGGUUACUCGUACCCGACAGAAGGGGCGCAGGAAGAGCCGCAGGUCGAACCUCUUGAUCUCUCACUACCAAAGCAGCAGGGCGAGUUAUUGGAAAGGCCAACUAUCACUAGUGUUUACCAGAACAGUGUUUAUUCUGUCCAGGAAGAACCCUUGAACUUGUCUUGUGCAAAAAAGGAGCCACAAAAGGACAGUUGUGUUACAGACUCAGAACCAGUUGUAAAUGUAAUCCCACCAAGUGCCAACCCCAUAAAUAUUGCUAUACCUACCGUCACUGCCCAGUUACCCACGAUCGUGGCCAUCACUGACCAGAACAGCGUUCCGUGCUUGCGAGCACUGGCUGCCAACAAGCAGACCAUCCUGAUCCCCCAGGUCGCCUACACAUACUCAACCGCAGUCAGCCCAGCGGUCCAGGAAACACCCUUGAAGGUGAUCCAGCCCAAUGGAAAUCAGGAUGAAAGGCAAGACACUAGCUCAGAAGGAGUAUCCAACGUAGAGGAUCAGAACGACUCCGAUUCCACGCCCCCCAAAAAGAAAAUGCGGAAGACAGAAAACGGAAUGUAUGCUUGUGAUUUGUGUGAUAAGAUAUUUCAAAAGAGUAGCUCACUGUUGAGACAUAAAUACGAACACACAGGUAAAAGGCCCCACGAGUGUGGCAUCUGCAAAAAGGCGUUUAAACACAAGCAUCACCUGAUCGAGCACAUGCGCCUGCACUCCGGGGAGAAGCCCUACCAGUGCGACAAGUGCGGGAAGCGCUUCUCCCACUCGGGCUCCUACUCCCAACACAUGAACCACCGCUACUCCUACUGCAAGAGGGAGGCCGAGGAGCGGGAGCCCCCCGAGUCGGGGGCUGCGGGCCCAGGGGUCCCACCCGAGCAGCACGCGGGGCAGGGCGACUCGGACGAGAGGGAGAGCUCGACGCGGGAGGAGGAUGAGGACAGCGACAAGGAGGAGGAGGAGGAGGAGGAGGAGCGGGAGCUGGAGGAGCUGGAGGAGAAGGGAAGUGGAGUGGCGCGAGGGCCGGAGGAGGUGGAGGACGGAGAGGAGGACGGCGAGGAGGAGAUGGACGACGAGGAGGACGAGGACGAGGAGGUGGAGGAUGAAGGGGAGAGAGCAGAAACGGAAGGUGUGGGGCAGGGGGCGGGGGCUGGAAGCCAGGCCCACAGCUUAGAACACAAAGUAAGUGAGGGCAGCGAGCAGGUGUCCGAAGAGAAAACAAAUGAAGCCUAAUAGUUUUUCUAGAAAAGAAAGAAAAUUCUAAUUGGUAAUGAAGUUUUGUUCUAUAUUAUACAUGCUUUUCAUGGAAACACAGUAACCUGUAUACUGUGAUUUCUGUUCACUACUGUGUAAAGUAAAAAUUUAAAAAAACACAAAAUCAAAAAAAAAAAAAAACCACACAAAAAAAAAUCCGGGUGUGCCUGAACCUCAGACCUAGUAAUUUUUCAUGCAUUUUUCAAAGUUAGGAACAAGUUUGUAACAUGAAGCAGAUUAGAAAACGUAAUGACUCAGAAAGCAGAGAUUUAACAGGUUAAAGAAAGCUAAUUGAUUAGAUGAGCACCUGACAUUGUUUCAUUUUAUCAGUAUUAAUUAGCACUCUUACGUUGGUUUAUUCUUAAGCUGUACAAUUGGGAGAAAUUUUAUAAUUUUUUAUUGGUAAACAUAUGCUAAAUCCGCUUCAGUAUUUUAUUAUGUUUUUUAAAAUGUGAGAACUUCUGCACUACAGAAUUCCCUUCACGGAGAAGUAUAAUGCAGUUCCAAACCGUGCUAACUACCUUUUCUAAAUUCAACCUAGAAGGUAGUCAUUUCUAAUAUUUAGAUGUCACAGUAGAGCGUAUUCUCAUUUAAAGUGUAUUGUUAGCCUUAAGAAAGCAGCCGCUAGAAGAGCUGAAGUUUCUUACUCAUGUGGUUUAAAAUGGAGUUGACGAGAUUGCCGUUGAGUUCUGAUUGCAGGGACUAACAGUGUUGAUACUGGUGAGACAGCAGAGACGUCAGAAUCAGUGUUUGUAAUUGUGUUUGCGUACGUGGUACACAAAUAUGAAGGAUGUGAUAUGAAGCUUUGUAUCUCCUCUGGCCUUAAGCAAGACCUGUGUGCUGUAAGUGCCAUUUAUCAGUAUUUUCAAGGCUCUGACCAGCCUCCGUUCAUGCGUGGCCUACAAUAACUAGCAUUUGUUGAUUUGUUUCUUGUAUCAAAAUUCCAAAAUAAACUUAAAAACCACUGACUCUGUCAGAGAAGCCAAACACUGGGACAUUUCACCCUUUAAUUCCUCAGUAUUCAUUUUGCGUUAAUUGACUUUCAGAAUUUCUCUACCGAAACUAAAGGGAAAUUUUCUAAUCUGCUUUAUCCAUGUACUUGCAUUUCAAACAUGGACCUGCCAUUGUUAUUUGGCUCAUAACUGUUUCCAAAUGUUAGUUAUUAUGGACCCAGUUUAUUAACAACAUUAGCUGAUUUUUACCUAUCAGUAUUAUUUCUUUUAGUUUAUAGAUCUGUGCAACAUUUUUGUACUGUAUGUCUUCAAACUUGGCAGUAUUAAUACCCUUCUUACUGACAUAUGUACUUUUAGUUUUAGAAAACUUUUAUAUUUAUGUGUCUUAUUUUUAUAUUUCUUUAUUUAUUACACAGUGUAGUGUAUAAUACUGUAGUUUGUAUUAAUACAAUAAUAUAUUUUAGUAUGAAAAUUUGGAAAGUUGAUAAGAUUUAAAGUAGAGAUGCAAUUGGUUCUCUUGCAUUGAGAUUUGAUUUAACAGUGUUAUGUUAACAUUUAUACUUGCCUUGGACUGUAGAACAGAAUUUAAAUGGGAAUGUAUUAGUUUUACAACUGCAAUCAAGUCAUUUUACCUUUACCCAGUUUUUAAUAUAAAACUCUUAAAUUUUGAAAUUCACUGUGUGACUAAUAGCAUGAUGCUCUGCGGUUUUAUUAAGAGAUUAGUCUAACCAUAAAACUCUCAUUUCCUUAGGAAGCCAAAUUAGGAUAACCUCAUGUAAACAGUGUUGGGAACAAUGUUUAACAUUUUGUGCCAAUUUGUUCCUGUAUUCAUGUAUGUAAGUUACAAAUCUGACUCUUCAUUUUUAAGUUCCUUGUUACACCAUGGUCAUUUUCUAGUUUUUUACCAGACUCCCCAUCUCACAAUAAAAUGCAUCAACAAGCCUGA
Molecule: messenger RNA, 5310 nt
Organism: Odocoileus virginianus texanus
Lineage: Eukaryota; Metazoa; Chordata; Mammalia; Artiodactyla; Cervidae
Source: RefSeq, a predicted model, not a curated record